Olea europaea var. sylvestris is the source of this 1544-nucleotide messenger RNA. RefSeq lists its product as uncharacterized. The transcript has 2 exons. The record is from RefSeq and is a predicted model, not a curated record. NCBI's taxonomy places the organism in Eukaryota, Viridiplantae, Streptophyta, Magnoliopsida, Lamiales, Oleaceae. Bases 611 to 1093 code for a protein of 160 amino acids.
AGUACAAUUGUAGACUCCACAAUGGGUAAUAUGAAGCAAAAUCUAACUAUAGAAUCAGAAAACUAUAAUGUAAAUGCUUUGGUAAAAAAAUUACCCAACUUAACGACCAAGAGUCAUCUCACUUUAAGAAGGAAUAAGUUAUUCUAAUGAAGCAUGUGUUCAUACUGCUUUACUAGACAUAUUAGUUAAAAGCACAACUUAAAGACCUGUUUCUAAACCUUGUGAAGUAAGUACAAAAAAAUAAGGAAGAAAGAAAAACAUAUCCAAUGUCUAUUACUUCCCAGACAUGUAAAAAAAUAAUUUUGAAAUACAUAUACCAAUUUUGUCCAUUAUCCACCCCACAUGCUCGCACACACAAAAGCAAGGGGAAAAGGACCCUUUGUAUUGAUUGCAGCAAAUUCUAUUGAAUUUUGAUGCAAUUUUCUAUACUUUUUAUAUCAAUAAAAUCAUGAUGUUUAUCAUUUUGUAUUUGCCUAAUUAUUUGUUCUCUAAUUAUAUGACACUAGUCUUAAUGGAAGAUUCAACACAAGGAAAUGACAAGGUUCAAGGAAGAUGUACUGAAAAAUAUGAGAAAUGGACGUGAGAAGAAAGCAAUGAGCUUUUAAAACUCAUGGUUAAUGCUGCCACGCGUGGUUGGUGUGACAGUAAUGGUGUGUUGAGCAAGAUAACUGUUGAAAAACAUAUACUUCCUUAUCUUAACCAAAAACUUGGUGUUGAAAAGACCUAUGCCCAAUAUAAAAGUCAUAUAAAAUGGUUUAAAAAACAGUACAAGUAUUCUAAGCUUAUGCGUCAUAACUCUAGGUUUGGAUGGGAUCAUGUAAUGAAGAAAUUCACUGCUAGUGAUGAACCAUGGGGCGAUUACUUUAUGUCACAUCCCGAAGAUAAAAGUUAUCGCACAGAUACUUUUCCAGACUAUGAAGAUUUGAGAAUUGCAGUUGGAAGUGGGAUGGCUAUUGGGACACACUCAAUUGCAUUAGGGGAUGAUACUGAUGCAAGAACAUUUCAUACUGAAGAAAGAAGAGUCAGUGAUGGUUUAAUAGACGACUUCAUGUAUGAUCCUAAUACCGAGGCAUUUAUAGUAAACGACAAAUAGGAUCCUAUAAGUUCAGAGCUUUCCCCAUCAAUUCGAAAACGAAGUAGAACAGAAUUUGAAGCAAAAUCUAGUUCAUUUGAGCCCAAACUACUCAGCCAAACAUGAUAGACAAACUUGCUGGUACAGUUGACAAGAUCACCCAACCAAUUGAAUCAAUUGACACUAGAGAGCCUAAUUGUUGGAACAUUAUCAAGGAAAUCCCAAACUUGGACGAAGAUGAUCGUUUCAAGGUCCUUGAUUUGCUUAAUACAAAAGCAAAAAAUUCUGAGUUCUUGAGCAUGACGCCAGAAAAACGUUCUAAAUGGAUAACAUUUAAAUUAAAUUGACGCUUUGUUUUUUGGACAUGAUUGGUAGUAAUUUUUAAAGUUUUUGAAUUGUUCUUAGAUUUAUUCAUUGACUGUAUUUUUUGAUAUUUUAUGAAUUUGAUGAUAAUUGAUUUGUCUUUACAUGA